CUCGUCUCGUUUCCCGAGAAACACCGCGUUGUAGACCGAAAUCGGUUCGUCUCCCGCCGCGGAUUGCGUAAGGACACGUAUGAACGUCCGGUUAUCGAUCUCGUGGGCCACCUUUUGCCACCUGUCGAGAAUCCCUAUCCCAAAUCGGUUCAACGGCCGCGCGGCGUUGAAAACCGUGACUUUAGUCGGGACGGUGACGAGCCGGAGCUUCCACGCGAGGAUCACGCCGAAGUUGCCGCCGCCGCCUCCCCGGACGGCCCAGAAGAGGUCGGGAUAGGCGGCGGCCGAGGCCACGAUGAGGCGGCCGUCGGCCGUCACGACUCGAGCAGCGAGGGCGUUAUCGACACCGAGGCCGUGGGCCCGCAUCAAGGCGCCGUAGGCGCCUCCGGUGAUGUGGCCGCCGAUCCCAACGCUGCCGUAGAGGCCGGCGGGGAAGGCGAGGGUGCCGCGGCUGGAUUCAGCCACGUGAUAGUAGAGCUCGCCUAUGGUGGCGCCGGAUUGGACCCACGCGGUGCGUGUCGCCACGUCGACGCUGACGUGUCGGAGGUGCUGGAGGUCGAGGAGGAUGAACGGUGGGCG
Molecule: messenger RNA, 579 nt
Organism: Striga asiatica
Lineage: Eukaryota; Viridiplantae; Streptophyta; Magnoliopsida; Lamiales; Orobanchaceae
Source: the annotation of a GenBank genome assembly